AUGGAAUAUCCGACUCCAUUUCUUGCGCCGGUAAACUCCACUGACGGGAGCCCCGACGGAUCUCUGGUUCCUGACUCUGAGAUACCUCCAAUUGCGCUUCCUAGCCAACUCUUCAGCCCUCCUCUCACUCUUACACCCUCCUCGGAGCCGAAUAGCGAAACCGGACCCGCGAUGUCGAAGUCCAAGGACAGCAGCUCCUCCGGGAGCUUCCAUCAGGAGUAUAUCGCGUCUUUGCGCUACCGGAAUGACCUCCCCCCUCCUGAUAUGCCGCCCAAGUUUCUCGAUAUUCCGCAUGAGGGCUUAGAGAGAUUCUUAACGCCUGGUUUUGCGUCCAACCUGGCGAGACGCGAGGAACCUAACAUUGACGUGGACGCUGAGGGUGGUAUGCCGAUUGACCUCGUUGGUAUUCCUGGACUUCAUCUGGGCGAUGAAAGUGCUAUAAUGGCAUCCGAGAAUUCCCAACCGAUUGAUCCCGCCGACCUCCCUCUUCUCAUGACUCUGGACCAGCUGAAGAACCCCGCACCCAAGAACGCCAACGUCAGUUUCCUUCGUCGCACUCAGUACAUCUCUGCGGGUCUUCGCGCACCCGAUGGCCCCAAAGUAACACCUAUUCGAGCGAAACCUCGCUCGAUGGAUAAACCCAAAUCGCAAGAUGAUCCGACGUAUAUCAAAAAGUACAUUCAAAAAGGAUUCGAUAUUGCCUAUCCGGAUAGCAAACAUGUUGGAGAAGAUACGGCGAGCAGGAUCAAAGGACACACUCCUACCAAGCUUGAGGUCGAUUCCUGGGCUCACCCUGUUCAUCCUGACAAUCCUAAACUAAAGCCAGUUGGUUUCUUCCCUCUGCUUCCCGAUCUUCAGGGAUUCCCAGAUCCCGGAGGGUUUGUUCAAUUUAAAUUCGACAAGGCACCUAUUCAAGGGACCUCAGGAAAGAGAGACGAGCGUAUCGAUGUCGGUAUCCUUCUUCCAUCUGCUCCAGAAGAGCGAAUCUGCCAGGAACACGCAACCAAGGCCGCUCUACAUAAAUCAAACCCCAGCCUUUACCCUGACCCUGGUCCGGUCCCAUGGGAUUACGAUCUUUUCUUGCCUGAGAAGAAGGAAUCCGCCAAGAAGGUCAUCGCAAGCUUGCGACUUGAGAAUCCCGAUCGCGACAGUGAGGAGCUGUACACUCACGAAGGAGCCGACGGAACAAAAUUCCAUCGUUUCGACCGCAUGCGCACAUUCGCUACCAGUGCGCAGACACUCGGCAAUGACCAGAAGCAGCGCGAUGUAGCCUUGACUCUCUUCAACCCAGCGGAGGCCAAGGAAGGACAACAGACGAAGCAGAGAGGUGCAUACUACUAUCCCAUCCUUGGAAAGACACGUCUCAAGCCCGAGCGUGCGCGUACCAUCGCGCAAGCCGGUCUGGCUCCUACUCAGGCCAAGACAAAGGAGGACCAGGUGGAUCAGAUCCAGGUUGUUGUUCGCGACCCGGAUGAGGCCGAAGUGUACAAACGCUCUCUGCACCGGGCCGCUAUUGAUCCAAAGUUUGCGAAAUCUAUGCCCCCUCCCCCAGAGAAUUUGAACGAGCAGGAAGCCCCCGAAGAGCAGCACUCUGACAGAGAGGAAGCUGGAGCCGACGGCCGCGAUCAUCAUUCAGAUGCUCAAGAUGCAAGCGAAGAAGAAGACAGAAUGAGCGACGAAUAG
Aspergillus clavatus NRRL 1 is the source of this 1683-nucleotide messenger RNA. RefSeq lists its product as uncharacterized. The coding region runs from base 1 to 1683 and encodes 560 amino acids. Gene Ontology annotation, molecular function: RNA polymerase II complex binding; chromatin binding. Gene Ontology annotation, biological process: transcription elongation by RNA polymerase II. The transcript is spliced from 4 exons. The record is from RefSeq and is a predicted model, not a curated record. Gene Ontology annotation, cellular component: Cdc73/Paf1 complex. NCBI's taxonomy places the organism in Eukaryota, Fungi, Ascomycota, Eurotiomycetes, Eurotiales, Aspergillaceae.